CCCAUCGUCCCUUUCGCUUUUCGAGUCCCGUGCGAAAAGCGACCCUGAGAGGAACAUCCGCCAAUAUGUCUGACAUUGAAUACAACGCCGAGGAGGCUGCUGAGAUCAAGAAGAGAAGACAGUUCCGCAAGUUCACCUACCGCGGCAUUGACCUCGACCAGCUCCUCGAUCUCUCCUCUGAACAGCUCCGUGAUGUCGUCCACGCCCGUGCCCGCCGCAGGUUCAACCGUGGCCUGAAGCGCAAGCCCAUGGGCCUGAUCAAGAAGCUCCGCAAGGCCAAGCAGGAGGCCAAGCCCAACGAGAAGCCCGACCUCGUCAAGACCCACCUCCGUGACAUGAUCAUUGUUCCCGAGAUGAUCGGCAGUGUCGUCGGUAUCUACUCCGGAAAGGAGUUCAACCAAGUCGAAAUUAAGCCCGAGAUGGUUGGCCACUACCUGGGAGAAUUCUCCAUCACCUACAAGCCCGUCAAGCACGGUCGUCCCGGUAUUGGUGCCACCCACUCUUCUCGUUUCAUUCCCCUCAAGUAAAGAAGAAAAGCUUUUCCGGGGUGUUGCGUGGAGGAUUUGGGCGUACGGAUGUGCAGGAAGGACGAAAACAAAAACACAAGAAAAUUGGAUGGAUACCAUUUGCGUUUAUACUGGGUUCAUCUGCUUGUAUGUCAAAUGCGGGUCAGCUGUUUUACAUCUCAAUACAAUGGUCUUGUCGGCAUGAAAAUGAAACAAAUUUCACACACACACACACACACAAACACAAACAGAUCCCUAGACCCUGGAUGAUGAAGAGCUCUAUCUGUCCUCGGUUCAUUUGGACUGGAGACAAC
Messenger RNA from Aspergillus ochraceoroseus IBT 24754, 820 nucleotides. RefSeq names its product 40S ribosomal protein uS19. Gene Ontology annotation, molecular function: structural constituent of ribosome; RNA binding. The coding region runs from base 66 to 527 and encodes 153 amino acids. Gene Ontology annotation, cellular component: ribosome; cytosolic small ribosomal subunit. Gene Ontology annotation, biological process: translation; ribosomal small subunit assembly. The record is from RefSeq and is a predicted model, not a curated record. The transcript has 5 exons. Lineage: Eukaryota; Fungi; Ascomycota; Eurotiomycetes; Eurotiales; Aspergillaceae.